Serendipita indica DSM 11827 is the source of this 1239-nucleotide messenger RNA. The record is from the annotation of a GenBank genome assembly. NCBI's taxonomy places the organism in Eukaryota, Fungi, Basidiomycota, Agaricomycetes, Sebacinales, Serendipitaceae.
AUGUCUUCGUAUAACUAUAGGACAUCCAGUUCACCUCCUCCAUACCAAGAAGACUCGCGGUUACUCUGCCUUGGUGAGCCGACGACCCCUUUACUUCAGCCCAUCGCUAAUCAUAGCAUACUCGAUUUAGACGGCGGAGGAACAAGAACAAUAUGCCAACUUUUCAUACUCGGCGAGGUUACCCACCGACUCGCAUGGGACAUGGGCCUCAUCGACCAAAAGACACCACACUCUGUCACGCAAAACCUCGCUCCAGCCGACUUUUUUGACGAGAUUGGAGCAGGUGGUAUGGGCGCGUUUGUCGCCUUUCUUCUUACCUGUGGGCUCAGCGUGGAAGCAGCGAGGGAACACUACAUGCACGCCGCACCUCGCAUCGUACACGCACUCUCUGUACAGUGUAUAGAGAGUAUACUAGAGGAUGCGAUACAGAGAAGCGGGCCAAUGUGUGUUGCUGGAGAGUGGACCAUCGAUUCCCCAAGCUGCGUCAACGUCUGGUUGCCGCGUCGAGCGAGCAAGCAAGCUUCUUCCAUGGGAUCCGAAUCUCUCUCAUUUCGCAAAAUUCCCGCCGGAUCGCCAUUGAGGCGAAAGCUACUCCCACUAGUUGCCGCUGAGAUGUUCCGCGAGCUCUCGGGCCAGGUAGAUACAUUACACUACACUCUUCCAUUUGCUCGCUCUGUCUGUCCCAAUUCGCAUGGCAUUACUCUCUUGCUCUCUCUCGGCUCUGGCGACAUUCCCGAGUCGACGCGCACAGCGCCAGUGGAAUCAACAUCGUCAUCUUGGAUUCCAUCUUAUGUAUCCUCUGCAUGUUCGCAAGUCUCCCGACUUUUGUCCAAUACCCAGCAAACACCAUCCACGACUAACCCAUUACCACCCAAUCGACCAGCACUCCCGUCUACCAAGCAAACCAGCGAAGAAAGACGGGCAUUAAACAAAUAUUUACCAUCUCGCGCAUUUGGACGGACGUUUAUACGCCUCAACCCUAAUUUCUCCAUGUGGACACAGUCUCGACAGGAAUAUGAUCCCACAGAUUGGGAAUCAACAAAAUUUGGUGAACACAAGAUGCUCACAUCUAAUUAUUGCUCAAAGGCGGAUACGGCCGCGUUGAUCGACACUGCCGUCGCCGCCCUUCGAUCGUGCUCUCUCCCUCUAUUGCCACCGCUGUAUCCAAGAAUACCAUCCUCGAGGCACGACUCGCUCCAGUCGGAGUAUCUUGCCUAUGAGAGUGCUGGUUUUUAUUAA